Cladocopium goreaui is the source of this 1773-nucleotide messenger RNA. The record is from the annotation of a GenBank genome assembly. NCBI's taxonomy places the organism in Eukaryota, Dinophyceae, Suessiales, Symbiodiniaceae.
AUGGACGAAUGCGGAUCUGGCAAUCUUUUGGCAAAAAUUGAGUGCAUCCUGACGUAUGGAGGAUCCGGGCUGGACGUUGCCAUCAACUACGCCCUCCUGGUCUUGGAUGUGACGUUCAGUGCUUGGUGGCUGAAUAUUGCUAACCAAAAUGCCAUGAAGCCAUGCAUUUCCCUCAUUGCCGUGAUGAUCUACCAAGUGGUGCUGUGCUUAUUCCUUGGCUGUUCUGGCGUGUCCAUAGUUUGGUGUGCAGUCGUGGGUUGGUAUAUCCAGAAGUCCAGAUGCCAGUUGCAGGCAGCCGUUUCACCCCACAAUAAGGCCUUCGAAAUCGCUCUUCUGUUGCUGAAUGCAUCAGCACUGAUCUACUAUGCAAUUACCUCAGCAAUGAUUACCAGUCUGGCACAUGGCUGCGCAUUGUCUGCUGCUGCCGUCAAUGCCGCGGCGGCGAGCCGCGAUUAUAAGGUCUACCCUCGUAUUGACUACCGCACCAUCACUGGUGUAGAGGGACCUUUGGUGAUCAUGGAGAAUGUGAAAUUUCCCACCUACGGUGAGAUCGUGAACGUGAACCUCUCCGAUGGCACUGUCCGUCAGGGACAGAUUUUGGAGGUGAACAAGAAGAAGGCAGUUGUGCAGGUCUUUGAGGGGACCAGCAACAUCGACAACAAGGAUUGCCACAUCGAAUUCACCGGUGACACCUUGAAGAUGCCCAUCUCUGAUGAUUUGAUGGGUCGAGCCUUCAACGGUUCGGGAAAGCCCAUCGACAAGGGGCCCGGAGUGUUGGCGGAGGAGUUCCUGGACAUCGGCGGAGCUCCCCUGAAUCCCAAGUCGCGAGUCUACCCAAAAGAGAUGAUUCAGACCGGCAUCAGUGCCAUCGACACUAUGAACUCAGUGGUGCGUGGCCAGAAGUUGCCACUCUUCUCUGCUGCAGGCCUUCCGCACAACGAGAUCGCUGCACAGGUGUGCCGACAAGCGUCUCUGGUGAAGGGCAAGGAUGUGUCGGACCAUUCGCAGGAAAACUUCAGCAUUGUCUUCGGGGCCAUGGGUGUCAAUAUGGAGACGGCGCGUUUCUUCAGGAACGACUUCGAAGAGAACGGAUCUAUGGAAAACGUGGUACUCUUCAUGAACUUGGCCAAUGACCCAACCAUCGAACGUAUCGUGACGCCCCGUUUGGCUUUGACCACUGCGGAAUACUUCGCGUACACGCGCGAGCAGCAUGUCUUUGUGAUUCUCACUGACAUGAGCUCCUACGCAGACGCCUUGCGAGAGGUGUCGGCAGCCCGAGAAGAAGUGCCAGGACGACGAGGUUAUCCUGGUUACAUGUACACCGACCUGUCCACCAUCUACGAGCGCGCAGGGCGCGUGGAGGGUCGCAAUGGAUCGAUUACUCAAUUCCCGAUUCUCACCAUGCCCAACGAUGACAUUACGCACCCGAUCCCGGAUUUGACGGGCUACAUCACCGAGGGCCAGGUCUUUGUCGAUCGAUCUCUGCAUAACAGGCAGAUCUAUCCUCCCAUCAACGUGCUUCCUUCCUUGAGUCGAUUGAUGAAGUCGGGCAUCGGCAAAGGCAUGACGCGUGACGAUCACCCCAACGUGUCCGACCAGCUUUAUGCGAACUAUGCCAUUGGUCAGGACACUCGCGCCAUGAAAGCAGUUGUAGGAGAAGAGGCUCUCAGCGAGGAUGAGCACAAAUACCUGGAGUUCACCGACAAGUUUGAGCUCAAGUUUUUGACGCAGGGAGCCUACGAGAACCGAGACAUCUUCGCUUCCUUGGACAUC